Molecule: messenger RNA, 2292 nt
Organism: Clonostachys rhizophaga
Lineage: Eukaryota; Fungi; Ascomycota; Sordariomycetes; Hypocreales; Bionectriaceae
Source: the annotation of a GenBank genome assembly
AUGAGGCUCCUCCAGCUACCCGAGUGCAUCCUGAGCAAGUUCGAGGCCACGGCCACACCCAAAUUCGCGAUAUUAUCGAACGGCCGAGAUAACAUACAUUUAAGAGGCGGGAAACGGGACCCAACCCCAUCGGAUUUACGCGAAUCUCUCACCAAUAGUUGGAUUAUCAAGGCAGCGGACCACUUGGCUCUGCUGGGGAUAUAUCAUGUCUGGGUAGCUGAAGUUUGUAUCGGCUCCGCAGACGAGGAGAGGAACGACGCCGUUAACGGGCUUCUGCAAAGGCUAGAGAAGGCAGAGGUAUGUUUCGUAUAUCUUCAUGAUCUCCCUGUCGGGACAUCAUAUGAUCAAGAUGUCUGGGCAAAGUGCACUUUCUGGAAGCAGGCUCGGGCCCUCCCGGAUUUGAUAAUCCCUUCCCGUGUGGAGUUCUUCGAUCAGGGAUGGACCCCGAGGGGAUCAAGAGGGUCCACGGAACUCGCAUCCCUCAUCUCAGCCAUCACUAAUAUUUCCACCCGAGUGCUACUCGACAGCAGCACGCUCACGGACUUUGGGCUCGGCGUGCGCAUUUCUUGGGCUUCGGGCCGGACGGCAAGCCUCGACGAGGACCUGAUAUAUUACCUCGCCCCAAUCCUGGGUGUUUCUAUGCAAACGCGAUAUGGCGAGGGGCUUGAGCAAGCCUUCCUUAGAUUGCAGAGGAAGCUACUCCGCGACUGUCGAGAUGGAUCCGUGUUUGGAUGGCUGAGCAGCGACGAAAGAGAAGUGCGAGGAAUGUUCUCGAGGUCGCCAGACGAGUUUUCGCACUUCUCCGGACCUCACAAGAAAUAUCAAUGGGAGGGGCCAUGGCCUAUGUCAAGCAAGAUACGGUUCUGCAACAGGGGACUUGAACUACAAGUUCAAACAUACAAGCUGGAUCCAUAUAUUGUGGUUGAUAUUGGCUGCUCCGAGGCCAACCUCUCACAGCUCAAGCACCGUCGGGUCGGUGUUCUCCUACGAAACUGGAGUGGUGUUUACGUUCGAGCCAAACCAGCGGUACAGUCUGUCGUCUUUAGUACCGCUCCCUUUCAGAUGAUCGACGUUGUUCAAGAUCUAGAUGCUCGAACGGCAUCCAAAAUCCGCUACUACUUCGAGUCCAAGGAUAACAGCAGCAGUCUUGUGAGCAUCAGCCAGGUCGAACAACACCUUACUACAACAUUGGCCAUCAGCACCAGCCCCAGAGACGCUCUGGAGGCCGGUAGUAUGACUGGCAUAUCGCCAAAUGAGAAUACCAGAUCCGGCAACGCCACACCGACGUCGGUCCAGCUAAGCCCAGGGGUCAAAAGGGGUCGGUCAGGUCGCCCAAUGUCAUCACCAGGCACCCUCCAAGAGCAGGCUGGGCCGUCUUCAAGAAGCUAUAGGAGGUCACAUUCGGACUCUGAGAGCAACAGUGACUCCGAUUCCAGCAGUGAGUCAGAGUACGACGACUAUGACGAGUACGAAGACGAGGUCAUAGAUCUCGACCCGAACCACCCGCUACUCGCCACUCGCCAGAAUUUGGCCGACUUCGUGUACAGUGAGGGCAAAUCAUGGAUGAGCUCGGCGAUAUACACCACACCGCCUCAGGACAGGCUCCCUCCCAAGAAGCGAUGUAGGACUAUCGAUGACCACUUUGUCUUGGUCAAAUAUGAAGAGGGUGCAGAUGAUAAUAUGAUUGCUCGCCGAUUCGAUGGGUUCUACCACCUGGCGUGCCCUUACUACCUCGCCAAGCCCGAGAAAUACUAUAAAUCUUGCCUUCUUGGCCACUCUCUCCAGUCGAUAGAGGAUGUUAUCGGGCACUUAAUCCAGCACCACAAAGAGCCGCCGUACUGCCCUAUAUGCCGCCGGGAAUUUGAUAGCCCGUGGGUACGUGACCAGCACGUACGUACUAGAACAUGUGCGGUCCAGAACUCGGGCGAGGUAGAUGGAGUCAACGAACGGCAACGACGCAAGCUGCGCAAGCGGGAUCGGGUGCGUCUGGGCGAGGCAACACGUUGGACGCGCGUCUGGAAUACCGUCUUCCCCGGACUUGCGCCACCAGAGUCGCCGUAUCUCCAUGAUGGCGUGGACGUGGCUGUGGCGAUGAUGCGAGACUACUGGGCGACUCGCGGUCCGAAGUUGGCCGAGGAGUACCUGGGUGACGCCACCCAGCUAGACUCACAUGACGUGCAGACUCUGAAUGCCUUCUAUAGGCUGGUUCUGGAUGAUUUGCUGGGAAGGGUGUGGAAUGAUGUUGAUUUUCGGAGUAGUGUUGGUGAAGCAGGCAGCAGCGGGAAUGGUUGA